AUGCCUGGCGCCAAAUUUUACCCUCAAUCCACGGAAGGAUUCUCCCUGGAAUUGUUCAAUAACCCGCCUGCGGACUACAGAGGUGCUCCGUUGUGGUCAUGGAACAAUAAGCUGAACAAGGAGCAACUGCUCUAUGAAAUUGAUGUGAUGAAAGAGAUGGGUUUCGGAGGCUACCAUAUCCAUGCCAGAGCUGGUCUUGAUACCAAAUAUAUGGGCGACGAGUUCAUGGAUCUGGUGCAGGAUUGUGUUGAAGAUGGUAAAGAAAGGGGAAUGCUCACUUAUCUAUACGAUGAGGACAGAUGGCCCUCGGGAAGUUGUGGAGGUGCCGUUGUUAAGGCAAACCCAGAAUUUCGUGCGAAACAUCUGUUGAUGACGAAAUUUCCAUAUGGUGAAGCCCCAGACACCGAGCCACCAGCAUUCACUCUUGGUUCCAUUCGUAUGGAAAACGGUAAAUUGGUGGGUGUUUACAGUGUUGAGCUGGACAAGGCUGGAUUUUUGAAGAAAUACACCAAGUUGGCCGAUAACGAGGUUGCGGCUGCCAAGGGAGAUCCUGCAGUUUCGGUCUGGUACGCAUAUCUGGAGUACGACGCUCCUUCCAUGUUUUUCAAUGGCUCUUCUUAUGUGGAUACUCUCAAUAAAACGGCCAUUGAUGCUUUUAUUCAGAGCACCCACGAGAAAUACUACUCCAAGGUUGGAAACGAGUUUGGUAAGGCCAUCAAGUCCAUCUUCACGGAUGAGCCGCAGUUCUCACACAAAUCUGCAUUUGAGAAAGCGGAUACGCAAGAGGAGGCAUUUUUGCCAUGGACUACAGACUUAGAAGAUACUUUCAAGGACAAAUACGGCUAUUCUUUGUUGCAAAAAGUUCCAGAGUUAUUCUGGGAUAUUAGAGAUAAUGCCUCUAAACCCAGAUACCAUUACCACGACCACGUCUGCGAGCGUUUCAACGAGGCUUUUGUGGAUAACAUUUCUGCAUGGUGUGAGGAUCACGGAAUAUCUCUUGCAGGUCACAUGAUGCACGAGGAAGAUCUUCUGACUCAGACCGAGGCCUUGGGAGAGGCCAUGAGAUCCUAUAGAGCGUUCCCUCUUCCAGGUAUCGACAUGCUUCAAGACAAACAUGAGUACCACACUGCUAAGCAGGCUCAGUCUGUGAGCCAUCAGUACAACAGAGAAGGUGUUUUGUGCGAGGCUUAUGGUGUGACUGAUUGGAACUACACUUUCCAAGGCCACAAGUCGCAGGGUGAUUGGCUCGCUGCUUUGGGAGUAACCAUGAGAUCUCACCACCUUACAUGGGUCUCCAUGAGAGGUCAAUCAAAGAGAGAUUUCCCAGCCUGUAUUGGCUACCAAUCUCCAUGGUAUAAAGAGUAUUCCCUGGUGGAGAGUCAUUACGCCAGACUAAACACUGCUCUUACUCGUGGUAAGGCAGUUAUCAAAAUUGGUGUUAUUCAUCCUAUUGAGAAUUACUGGCUUGCUUAUGGACCAUGGCAGACCUCUGUCGCUGAGAGACAGCACCGUAUGGAGAAUUUCGAUGCCUUGAUCAAGUGGCUAUUGUACGGAUUGCUUGAUUUCGACUACAUUUCUGAGUCAUUAUUGCCAGACUUGAACGAUUUGGACAAGAUUUCCAAUAAGUUUGAGGUUGGCUCUAUGGCCUACGAUGCUAUUAUCGUUCCUUCAGCAAAGAAUUUAAGAAAGACCACCUACGACAGAUUGCUUAAAUUUGCAUCCAAUGGUGGCAAGGUGAUCAUUAUGGGUGAAACCCCAUCUUUGGUUGAAGUCACUCCCGAACCAGAACUUAUCUCUAAACUUGUGGCUGAAAGUGAGUCCAUUCCUUUCAACUACAAGGCACUUCACGAUUCCUUGCUUCCUUUCAGAGAAGUAGGUCUUGAGUUCGUUAAUCCAAAGGAUCCUCUGUGCCUGCUCUACUCUCGUUAUAAAGAGAAUAUCCUGUACAAUAUGAGAGAGGAAUCUGAUGGAUCUAGGUGGUUGUUCAUGUGCAACACCGACAAAGUUCAACAGAGACCUAACGCUUUGAUCACUUUGAAGGGAACCUGGGAUCUAACUGGGUUGGAUACUCUCAAUGGUGGUGAGUUUGACUUGGCCUACACAGUUGAUGCUGAGAGAAACGUGACCGAGUUUUACCACACCUUCCAUAUUCUUGGAUCUCUAUUGUUGCGCUUGAUCCCUGCAAAAUCUGCCAAAUAUGAGGCUGCUGAGAUUGUUCCAAGAAAACAGAUUUCUGAGCUUAUGUUGGCCGAGCCUGUCGGGUUCAGCUUGGAAGACCCAAAUCCUCUUUUGCUUGACAGAGCCUUCCAUAAAUUGCCAGACGGAACUUGGUCGGAGACUGACGAAGAGAUUCGCAGACUCGACAACAUUUUGCGUAAUGAAAGUGGAAUUCCAAAGCAUGGAUUCUCUACUAUCCAACCUUACUGUGUUGAGGAUAAGAAGACUCUUCCAAGUAAACGUGUAUACUUGAGGUUUGAGUUCAAUUCUGAAAUUGAUGUUGCUAAGUCUCAUCUUGCUACUGAGCAUCAUUCUUCACCCCACUUCUCCUUCGAUUCGCAGUUACAGCUCAAAUUUGAUGGAGAAGAUGUGGAGAUCAAGGAAGACGGGUUUUUCGUUGAUUGGGACAUUGCUAAAGUGAAACUGCCAGCUUUCAAGGCUGGUCACCACGUGAUCGAGUAUUCCGUCAUCUUCAACGAUUUCGUUACUCUGGAAUGGUUGUAUAUCCUUGGAGACUUCGGUGUCAGCUUGACUGGUAAGUUUGCCACUAUUGUAGACUUGCCAAAGACCCUGGCUAUUGGUGAUUAUGCUUUGCAAGGUCUUCCAUUCUACGGUGGAAAUUUGAUCUACAACAUCCCCGUUGCGGAUUUGAAGAUUCCAGAAGGGAAGAAACACUUUUUGAGAGUUGCUGAGUUCAAAGGACCAGUUGUUGAAAUUUCCCUGGAUGAUAAGCGUGUUGGUGUGAUUGCGUUUGACCCAUUUGAGAUUGAGUUGCCAGAAUCGUUCCAGAACUCCAAUAUCUUACAAAUCAAGGUAUACGGAGACCGUGAAAAUACCUUUGGCUCGUUGCACAACAACAAUCCACCAUAUCCAUGGUGUUGGCCAGGAGCAUGGAGUGAGACGGGAGACAGGUGGACCUAUCUUUACAGACUUGGUCAGAAGGGUCUGGUGAACCAUCCACAGAUCAUUGGCGCUUGA
Molecule: messenger RNA, 3195 nt
Organism: Kuraishia capsulata CBS 1993
Lineage: Eukaryota; Fungi; Ascomycota; Pichiomycetes; Pichiales; Pichiaceae
Exons: 1
Coding region: 1-3195 (1064 amino acids)
Source: RefSeq, a predicted model, not a curated record